This is a messenger RNA of Penicillium longicatenatum, 2283 nucleotides long. Its product is annotated as pentatricopeptide repeat-containing protein. Bases 1 to 2283 code for a protein of 760 amino acids. The transcript has 2 exons. Gene Ontology annotation, molecular function: protein binding. The record is from RefSeq and is a predicted model, not a curated record. Lineage: Eukaryota; Fungi; Ascomycota; Eurotiomycetes; Eurotiales; Aspergillaceae.
AUGGCUACUGCAGGUACAGGUUGGAGCAGAGCUCUGCGCAGCCGAUUGCUCCAGCAAAGACUCCCACAUGGCAACGCUAGUCAACAGUUUGAAUUGCGAACCGCAUCCAAAAUUCUGCGAAGCUAUACGACAGCAACUGCGGGCCAAGAUGAACCCCAUGUCAGCGCAGACCAGGAGACCUCCCUUGCACCUCUAUCUGUGUCGCGAUCAAGUGCCCCCGAGAAUGCCUUCGGUCGGAACUCACGUCGUCCCAAGGUGUCUUCGGGUGAGUCUGAAGCCAGAAAACGAGAGGAUUUAUUGAUGGAGAUUGCGCAACAAUCUUCAUCUCAGGUCAAUCGCAAACAUGUUCGUUUGGAAAUGGAGUGGGUGCAGGAUCCGCUUCUACUGGCACAGCGAGUCUCGACGGCCUUAAGAGGGGGUGAUCCUGCCAUGGCAGUGGCACUCGCUCGGGAGGCAACGAAGCAAAUCCCAGGGACAAAAUUUGUCGUGGCAUGGAAUCGGAUCUUUGGGUAUUGUUUUGAUAAGGGUCAUCCGAAGCCGGCCCUGAGGUUUUUCAAUGAUAUGAAAAAGCGCGCUGGAAAGCCAAACCCCCAAACAUUCACCAUUCUCCUCAUGGGGCUCCGGAAAUCCUCCAAAGUUCCUGGCUUCAAUGUCGUACGAACCGCGGAAGCCAUUUAUAACUCAAUCUCUGCCGAGAACUCCGAAGUUGAACGCGACAUAAUUCAUACCAAUGCGAUGCUAUCAGUCUGCCAGUACCACGGAGAUAUGGACACACUUUGGCGCAUUGCUGGGGGUCUCCCUGAACAGGGACCAGGAGCACCGGACAUGUCAACUUAUACGGCCAUCCUGGGAACCCUCCUGUUUGCCCAUCGCAACAAAAUCAAGACCAUGGAUGCCAGUCAGAUCGACCAUAUUUUUGCUCUCAAGGCUCAGCUCAUCAACGAUGGCAAAAGGAUAUGGGCCGAUAUUCUCUAUCGAUGGCAAAAUGACGGCCUACCUCCUGACGCUCAUGUGGUACAGUCCAUGGCUGCGCUGCUGUUGGAAGGCGCCAGUGACCAUGAUUACUACGAUGUUUUCGCUCUCUACCAUCAAACCAUGGCGAUUCCCAUUUUUUCAACACGCCCGCCCGAAAGCGCCAAAAAUACGCCUACCUCGACAUGGAGGUUGAAGCAAACCAAACUUUCCGAGCCGCCCGUGGAAGAGGAUGUUCCGUUCGUGGAUGAAAACAAUCGGACAUUGAAAAUAAACAAGGAUGGGCAAGAGGAGGAAAAGCCUUCUAUCGAGAAGGAAGAGGAAGACUUCGACUCGCUCUUUGAUCCUCUUCCCACGGGGCCUGUGCCGGGACUCCAGCCUGGGAACAAAGACCUCACAAUCAUACAGGAGGCGUGUCUCAAUAUUACCCAAGGGAGUAAAUCCGGUUAUGAAUACUGGAAACAUUUGACAUCGACCUCAACGUCACCACCCAUCGAACCAGACGAGGUCGCUGCCAUCCAGUUUCUGCGUCUUCUCCGUGUAUCGCGAGCAAGUAACAAGGCUGUUGAACUCGUCCGAGGCCAACUGAUCCAGUCGGGGCAAGUUAGUGGGAAGAUUUUUCAUAUCGCUCUUUCUGUCUGUCGUCGCGACAAACACAAUCAUUCGUGCCUUCUACAUGCAAACAAAAUCAUGGACAUGAUGGGCGAAUCUUUGGUUCUCCCUGACCUCCGAGCGCUCCAGGGAUAUCUCGAAUUGGUCCAGGCACUAUCACAACAACCAGGUAUCCUCAUGUACCUGAGAGGCUUAGGGAUCGAAGAAGGACGCGAGGCACGUACCUUGCGAACCAUGGGAAAGAAGUUGCAAGCGAAGCUUCACCUGUUUGCGCUUGCGACUCUUCGACCUCAUUUUGCUCAGCUUCACGAGGCCAUUGAGCGAGGAAAGCCACUCUCAAAGAGUCGUUGGGACUCUGUUCGCAAUGGGAACGGCGUCCCGGGGGCUCUGGCUGUCAAGAUAAUGGCCCGUAUUCGUCUGAUGAUCGACGAAGUUUUGAAAUCCGAAUACUCGACUUUCGUCUCCAAAGCCGAGCGCGGAGUGCUCGAAUCGGAGUCCAUCACGCUGAAAAAGUACUCCGAUCAGAACGUCAUUAUGAAGUUGAGCGCAGAAACUGUCUUUGCUACACCAAAACAGCGCAGCGUGCACCGUGAGAGAAAAACGAUUCCUGCGGUAUCGGAUACGUGUGAACUUGAUGAGCAGAAAACUGAGAAGACGUUGGAAUCUUCGUCUUCUCGCCCGGCCGAAUCUGAGCCUUGA